Messenger RNA from Cherax quadricarinatus, 2554 nucleotides. RefSeq names its product cystinosin. The record is from RefSeq and is a predicted model, not a curated record. Gene Ontology annotation, molecular function: L-cystine transmembrane transporter activity. Gene Ontology annotation, cellular component: lysosomal membrane. Lineage: Eukaryota; Metazoa; Arthropoda; Malacostraca; Decapoda; Parastacidae. Gene Ontology annotation, biological process: L-cystine transport.
ACGGGAAUGGUACUGUGAGUGCUGUUGCUUCAUGGUACCCACGGGACUCCCUUCAGUUUUCAUUUGUCCCUUGCUGUUGUUCAGUAUUGGUAUAACAACCGAAAUUUGUCCCUUACUUGUGCUCAAUAUUAGCCAUAACAAAAUCGUGUAAAUCAGGCCCAUAAAUAAUGCCUGUGUGAUAGAUGAGCGUUGUAUAUUUAAAAUAUAUGGCUUUAUAACUUCAUAAUAAAAAUAUAGGGAAUUACAAGGAGUCGUUCAGAGGAAGCUUGAUUUAGAGCAAUGUUGGGCAAACAAGGCUGGUCCAAAACUGCCCUUCUGAGAGCUGAUGCUGGUCUCAUCCUCCUGCUGUUGCUGCUGCUGAUAGCUUCUCCCAUGUCUUCUGCGGGUUUUCAGUCUGUGACCGAAGGCAACGCCUCCCUCACCAUCUCCCCUCACGAGGUGGACCUAACAGUGGGUGAUGUCUACACCUUUAAUCUCACUUUCAGCGAAGAGUUCACAGGAUGUGUCAUCGUGACCUUCAACCUGACCAAGGAUGUGGGUGACCUUCCGCUGUCCCUGGAGCUAUGUGACGGCUCCCCCGGGGACUGGUGGCCCCUUAACCUCACCACCACCAACAACGGCAAGGCCACACUCACUGCUGAGGCUUUCCCGAAGGGACUGGUAGAGACGAGGGCCACGGAAGCCUUUGCUUUGGUGUCGGUGAUGACUAACCCGAACAUCAACGUGGCGAGUAACGUACUGGGCUGGAUCUAUACCAUCGCCUGGGAUAUCUCCUUCCUCCCGCAAAUCAUUCACAUCUGGCGUCGGAGGAGCGUGGAGGGCUUCAGUUUUGACUUCAUCACCUUCAACUUCAUUGGGUUCUUCUCUUACUUCAUCUUCAACAUGGGACUCUACUGGAUCCAUGCCAUUAAGGAGGAGUACUUUAUCCGGCACCCCAGCAGUGUACUACACGUCAGACUCAAUGAUGUGAUCUUUCCACUGUACGCUCUGCUAUGUACUGCUAUCGAGAUUGUUCAGUGCUUCUUCUAUCAUAGAGCACCGGGUCAGCGGGUGUCCACGCCGUGCAUGGUCAUCUCUGGAGUGUUGGUGUUAAGUGCAGUGGUUGGGUGCGUGCUGGUGCCUACCGUUGACUCCCUCCUCUGGCUCGAUCUCCUCUACUGGCUCUCAUACAUCAAGCUUAUUAUCACCUGCAUCAAGUACAUUCCCCAGCUGUAUGAGAACUACCGCCGUCAGAGCACCUCCGGCUGGAACAUCUGGCAAGUUAUCCUUGACUUCAUUGGUGGAACUUUCAGCCUGUUGCAGAUGUUCCUACUGGCUGGUAACUAUGAUGACUGGCGAUCUGUGCUGGCAGACCCAACUAAGCUGGGACUGGGAUUACUCUCAAUUUUCUUCGACACCUUAUUCAUUAUACAGCACUACUGUCUCUACAAAAAUGUGGAUGAGAGGAAGAAGUCGACAACGUCACUCGAGUUAGUGAUAAAGGACGCUGACAAUGCUUUAAGUGAUACUGAUGUUACACUCCACCUCUAGCCCACACAAGUACCCAUCAUACAUGAGCCAUCAUGCUACACGGGAUUGACCAUCAUUAUAUUAUUCAAGGCGACGCGCUAAACUCGUAGAUGCUAGAUAGCCCCUGAAGAAUGGGAAGUAAUCAGUGUUAAUCCCAGAGAAGGGAAGCUCCAAGACCCAUUCACCAGCGUCAAGACACCCACCUGAAGGAAUUGAGUGGAGACGAAUGGUCGUUGGUAAGCUAUAUACCGUUGGUGUUAGCAUUAUAAAAUCUAUUAAGGGAUUUAAGUAAGACGGACUUUGUUUUCGAGGUGAAAAGUAGUGAUGGUUGUCAUUGGAUUAUGUCUAUGCCCUUGUGAAAAGACAGCCGGGAAACUAGUAAUAGCAAAGGUGUUAUCUGUGAGUCACGUUGCCUUGGCAGGAUAUAGCAUAAAAUUUCAUACAGUAAACACACACAGUCUAAAGGGAAAUUAAUUCCUCUGAAGAUCUGUGUCAACUCACGAAAACGCUCGGGUGUUUCUUCGUAUUUUCUUAUCACUGUGGCAUUUUUUCUCACACACACACACACAUAUAUAUAUAUAUAUAUAUAUAUAUAUAUAUAUAUAUAUAUAUAUAUAUAUAUAUAUAUAUAUAUAUAUAUAUAUAUAUAUAUAUAUAUAAUGUCGUGCCGAAUAGGCAGAACUUGCGAUCUUGGCUUAAAUAGCAACGCUCAUCUUACCAUAUAGGACAAGUGAAAAUUUUUGUAUGCAAUAAUUUCGCCAAAAUCAUUCUGAACCUAACGAAAAAAAUAUAUUUCGUUGUGUUUGUUUAGUAAUAAAUUAUUGUAAACGUAUCUAAAAUAUAUUUAGUUGGAUUAGGCUAAAAUAAAUUAUGAUUGUUAUAAUAAGGUUAGGUAAGUUUUCUAAGAUUCUUUUCGUGCAAAAUUAUAAAUUUUUACAUCAACAUUAAUGAAAAAAAAUAUAUCUUUAAACAUACAAGAGAAAAUUUUAGAAAGGACUUAAUUUUAAAUGAGUUUUUGCUAAUUGACCAGUUUUACAUAUUCGGC